Salvelinus namaycush (lake trout) is the source of this 1926-nucleotide messenger RNA. RefSeq names its product homeobox protein Hox-A4-like. Gene Ontology annotation, cellular component: nucleus. The transcript is spliced from 2 exons. Gene Ontology annotation, molecular function: DNA-binding transcription factor activity, RNA polymerase II-specific; RNA polymerase II cis-regulatory region sequence-specific DNA binding. The record is from RefSeq and is a predicted model, not a curated record. Lineage: Eukaryota; Metazoa; Chordata; Actinopteri; Salmoniformes; Salmonidae. The coding region runs from base 123 to 878 and encodes 251 amino acids. Gene Ontology annotation, biological process: embryonic skeletal system morphogenesis; anterior/posterior pattern specification; regulation of transcription by RNA polymerase II.
AUUGGUGGUGGUUUACACGUGACCAGACAACUUUGUACAUUUGACAGAGAGUAGGAGGGUUUUGUGGAGAUCAGAAUAACGACAGAGCGAUAAAAAUUAGUAUUGUUGCACUUCACAAAUUAAUGAUCAUGAGUUCAUACUUGAUAAACUCGAACUAUAUCGAACCUUCCUUUCCUCCAUGCGACGAAUAUCAACAGAACGGAUACAUCCCCGCCCCUACUGAGUACUACGAACGGCCAAAAGAUUCGGGCUUUCCCCAUCACGACGAGGCGUCCUAUCCGAGGUCAAACUACACAGAACCGAGCUACGACUACAGUAAUGUCUCCAACAACGGUCUCGACGAUUUCACCGACAGGCAUCACGCACAGGCUCACCCCGUUGCCCAGAACCAUGGCCCUCGCCUCAACCCAGUCCCAGACAGCGGUGCCGUGGCGGACGUGAGCAAAGACUGCAGCCUCGCCACUGAGUCUUAUUCCAGCGCACAGAAGGGAAAGGAAGUGCCUGUGGUCUACCCCUGGAUGAAGAAGGUCCAUGUUGUCAAUGCUACUUACAAUGGAGGAGUGCCCAAGAGGUCUCGCACUGCCUACACCCGCCAGCAGGCUCUCGAGCUGGAGAAAGAAUUCCACUUCAACCGCUACCUGACCCGACGCAGGCGCGUGGAGAUCGCGCACACGAUGUGCCUGACCGAACGUCAGGUGAAGAUCUGGUUCCAGAACAGAAGGAUGAAGUGGAAGAAAGAUCACAAGCUGCCGAACACAAAGAUCCGCUCCGCGAGCUCAGCCUCGUCCUUGGGAGCACAGCAGCAGCAGCAACAACAGAAAAUCAAAACAGCCACGCACCAGCAGCUUGUUCCCACGCCUUGCACCGCGAGCCUAUAGUGAUGGAACCCUCGCGCCAAACCAACAGACUGAGAACAGAACACAGAAACUGAAUUUUGUGGCCCGAUUCUCGAGUAUGGCCCCCAUGGUAUUAACCCAUUCCCUUGGCCCUUGGGCCUGUCGCGUCCUUUCAAAACCAUUUCCCCUCUCAACCUCCUCUUUCUGUUUGUUCACUCUCUCCUCAUUAUGGAGCUCGAAAUCCGCCACGUACUGCCCAAGAUGGCAACUGAAAUGUAUGUACUUGUUUAUUAAAACAGAAGGUUAACGCACAUUCAAAUGCACCACAGGACUUUGGAUUAUAUGUAUCAUUGCAUAGAAUAAAAAGAAAGAGACUGAGACGAUAGAUAUGUGAGGCCGCGUUUUUCUUUUUCUUCUAUGCAAUGUUUUUGUUUAUUCUCGUGGAAAGUUUUAAUAUACUUGAAAGAAUGACGAUGUUUUAGGAAAACUCGAGAGCCCGGUCUGAGACCUAUCACGAGGUUUAGAAUGGGACAGGGUCGUAGUUAGGGUUUAGCUCGUGAUGUGUGAAUGAGUUGGUUUACUGUUGAAUGUGUUAUUAAGUCGUGUAAUGUCCAGGUGACUUUCAACCCUAAUGUACAUAGACAAAUCAUAGCGAAGGCACAAUACUGAAUCCAUUUUCUUGGCUAAAAAAAGACGACCUCGUUUGUUUGUUCGUGUAGUAGUGUAGACUCGUUUUAUCUGUGAUAGUGUGUCCCUAUUUUGUGGUGUGAUCUAAACUGUGAAUAUUUGUAUAUGUUGUUUGAUUAAUGGACGGUGUAAUAAUGUAUUGUAGUUUAGGCACAUGCAAGAAACGUUUCCCGUCAAAUAAAUAUGUACUUCAAUUGUAUGGCUGAUAUUGGUUUGCAUAUAAUAUUGUAAGAUAUUUCAGAAUAAUAUGCAUUGAGUUAGAUACAAUUUUUGAAUGCUAUGGUAACAAUAGCAUAACUUGUCUAUAGCGUAGGCCUAUGUCAAAGGCCGCACAAGGCUCACAAACUCAAUACGCAUAGUGCUUGUUUCUUUAACGUUUAUGACAUAACAGUAGUUUUCAUUC